CAGAAGUGAGAGGGAAGGGGAGAGGGGAGAAGAGGGAAAAAAAGAUGAAAAGAGGUAAAGACAGAGAGGAAGGAAAACAAGGAUCACUUGUGAGAUCCAGGAACUGGUUAGAAAAGGCGGAGGAGGAAAAGGGGAAUAAAAGAGGGGAGACCCCAAAAUGAAUCCUCUCUUCUGUGUCUCCUCUCUUCCUCUCCUUCUCUCUCCUUCUCUCUCUCUCUCUCUCUCCCCCCCCCCCCCUCCCUCCCUCACCCUCUCUCUUUCUUCUCCCUGUCUCAUCUCUCCUCUCCCUCUGCUCCUUCCUCCUGCCUUAACAGAACUUAUGUGGCUGGGAUGCGGGGCUCUCGGGUGUCAAAACUUUGAAGAUUAAUGGAUUACUUUGUUAAUGACUGCAGGCGUCAGACUGAGGUGCUUAAAUGAUUUGUGAGGUGCGAGGCGUCUUCCCGACAGUCCCAAACAAUGCGCGGAGUGUGCGGGGGAGGCAGAGGGCAGCCGCCGGCGGGCCGGCAGCAGGGCUCACACUCGCACACACUCACACUCCACACACUCCCAGGCGCGCACACCAGAUCUGUGCAGAUCAGGAGGCAGGCAGGCACCCUGGCCCCCACGCACUCCCGGGCAUCCCCACCCACACCCACCUAUAUGUAUUUUUGCCCUGAAAAAAGUGUAAAUAAAGCCUCGCUGGCCCCCAAUGAGGCGUUCCUUCCCGACUUUUUUGGAUCAAUCAAACAGACAGUGGCUUCUUUUGAUUAAAGCCCAAAUUGUCAUUGGGCAGAAGCAAUCAUGUGACAGCCAAUUCGGUCCAAUUUCAACCUUGUCUCCAUGAAUUCAAUAGUUUAAUAGUAGCGCGGUCCCCAUACGGCUGUAAUCAGUGAAUUAGAAAAAAAACACCCCAGCAGCGAUCUUCUAUGAUAGAUUUUUUUUUUCCUCUGCUCUCGUCUUUUUCUUGGGCCUUGCCCCCCCAAAGCCCCUCCAGAAGAGGGAACUUUUUCUCCGAGGGGGCUCCAAGGAGAAGGCCAUGAAUUACGAAUUUGAGCGAGAGAUUGGUUUUAUCAAUAGCCAGCCGUCGCUCGCUGAGUGCCUGACAUCUUUUCCCCCUGUCGCUGAUACAUUUCAAAGUUCAUCAAUCAAGACCUCGACGCUUUCACACUCGACACUGAUUCCUCCUCCUUUUGAGCAGACCAUUCCCAGCCUGAACCCGGGCAGUCACCCUCGCCACGGCGCUGGCGGCCGCCCCAAGCCGAGCCCCGCGGGCAGCCGCGGCAGUCCGGUGCCCGCCGGCGCCCUGCAGCCGCCCGAGUACCCCUGGAUGAAGGAGAAGAAGGCGGCCAAGAAAACCGCGCUGCCGCCCGCCGCCGCCGCCGCCGCCGCCGCCACCGGCCCUGCCUGCCUCGGCCACAAAGAAUCCCUGGAAAUCGCCGAUGGCAGCGGCGGGGGCUCCCGGCGCCUGAGAACUGCUUACACCAACACGCAGCUUUUGGAGCUGGAGAAAGAAUUUCAUUUCAACAAGUACCUUUGCAGACCCCGAAGGGUGGAAAUUGCAGCGCUGCUGGAUUUGACUGAGAGACAAGUGAAAGUGUGGUUUCAGAACCGGAGGAUGAAGCACAAGAGGCAGACCCAGUGCAAGGAGAACCAGAACAGCGAAGGGAAAUUUAAAAGCCUCGAAGACUCUGAGAAAGUGGAGGAGGACGAGGAAGAGAAGUCUCUCUUUGAGCAAGCCCUCAGCGUCUCCGGGGCCCUUCUGGAGAGAGAAGGUUACACUUUUCAGCAAAAUGCCCUCUCUCAGCAGCAGGCUCCCAAUGGACACAAUGGCGACUCCCAAAGUUUCCCAGUUUCGCCUUUAACCAGCAAUGAGAAAAAUCUGAAACAUUUUCAGCACCAGUCACCCACUGUUUCUAACUGCUUGUCAACAAUGGGCCAGAACUGUGGCUCUGGUCUAAACAAUGACAGUCCCGAGACCCUGGAGGUCCCCUCUUUGCAGGACUUUAACGUUUUUUCCACAGAUUCCUGCCUGCAGCUUUCAGAUGCAGUCUCGCCCAGUUUGCCAGGUUCCCUCGACAGUCCCGUAGAUAUUUCAGCUGACAGCUUUGACUUUUUUACAGACACACUCACCACAAUCGACUUGCAGCAUCUGAAUUACUAAAAACAUUAAAGCAAAACAAAGCAUCACAAAACAAAA
Canis lupus familiaris (dog) is the source of this 2176-nucleotide messenger RNA. RefSeq names its product homeobox A2 (gene HOXA2). The coding region runs from base 1016 to 2140 and encodes 374 amino acids. The record is from RefSeq and is a predicted model, not a curated record. Gene Ontology annotation, biological process: regulation of DNA-templated transcription. The transcript has 2 exons. NCBI's taxonomy places the organism in Eukaryota, Metazoa, Chordata, Mammalia, Carnivora, Canidae. Gene Ontology annotation, molecular function: DNA binding; DNA-binding transcription factor activity, RNA polymerase II-specific.